CUUCACUUCCAUCAACCGCGACAUCAGACGGCAGCUUGUACACUGCUUGUGUUUGUGCAGCUGCGAUUUCUUGGUUACCCGGCAUCUGUUGGUCCGUUGGUACUGAGCUCUAGCUGUGGACUGUCGUAAGGCCAAUCGCCUGCCAGCUGCGCAAUGUCGACAAUUGCAUCUGCACUGCCGCACGUCAACGGCACAGGGGUGGUAUCCGCAGAGGCCCGUCGCGAGGUCGACUUUUUGCAGCAGAUCCUGCAGAUACGCGACGAUGUGUUUGCUAGCAAACACCCGCGUAUCCAUCUCCCACCCAAAGUAAUUGAACAGGUUGCACCACGUCCGCCGCAGACUACACCGCCGAGCAGGCCCUCGAUCAACGGCAUUGCAAAUGGCACCAACGCCUCGCAGUUGUUCUCGCCGCGCCCGGACAGCUCAUUACAGCAAACCACACAAGCACCCGAGUUUGUUUCCCCAGCCCAGCCCAUACAGCGACCCUACUCUGCCAAGUCCGCGUCUUCUGGCAUCGAUCCGGUGUUGCUCACCAAGUCUGACCACUUGAUCAGGGCAGAGUUGCAGCUCAAGCGACAACAAAUAGAACGGAUCUUGAAAGACCAAUUCGACAAGAAGGGUCGCGGCAAUGACAACGAGGAGCGCGAAGCCCACUUCAAUGUGGAGGAAUGCUUGACGCAAGCUCAUCUUCGCGUGCCGCCUGUAUCUGGCUUGCAGUCUACGACUAACAACAGUGAUGGCGCUGAGUCAUUUGACGAGAACUCGUACUACUCUAGCAAGGCAGACAGUUGGUCUUCGGAAGAUGUUGAUGUCAACCAAACCUCUAAUGCUGAUGCUACAGGGUCACAUGUCUCUCAGGGGAAACAGCCGAUCAAGGAUGCUCAUGUUGAGCCUGCUGUGAUCGACCUUGACGAGGAAACGUACGAACCUGCCGAUGAUAUUGAAAUCUAUGAGCCAGAGCAGGUUGAUCUUGGGGAUGAUGCAGACGAAGAGGAUUACUCGCCGCCUCCGGCUGAUGUUGGCCCCAGUGAGCCUAAGAGAGGCCGCGCACGAGAUCGUGGCUUUGGCAACGGUGGCGCAAACGGGUAUGAUUCUUUCCCUUCCAUCUUCUUUCCUAUUCAACUAUCUCGAUUGUUGGGUCACGCAUAUCUCUGUUCGAAGCUCGAAGUCUGAACUAGUUGACACCCAUCAUUCCACCCUUGACUGGUUUGAUAUGGCGUGUGAGCAAUCCUAGCGUCACACAUUUCCAUCAGCGAAGCCAAUUGUCAGACUUUCGAAGAACUGCCUUACCUCCUCAGUCGGGUGGACUCAGCUUCGCAAGUACACUAUGGCCAGAC
This is a messenger RNA of Macroventuria anomochaeta, 1337 nucleotides long. RefSeq lists its product as uncharacterized. The record is from RefSeq and is a predicted model, not a curated record. Lineage: Eukaryota; Fungi; Ascomycota; Dothideomycetes; Pleosporales; Didymellaceae. Bases 154 to 1173 code for a protein of 339 amino acids. The transcript has a single exon.